AUGGCUGGCAAGAUAGACGCGUACAUUGAUUGCGUGUCGCCUUAUUCGUACUAUGCGACGCUGUAUUUGAGGCGGAAUCGGGAUGCGCUCCGGUCGCAUGGAGUUGAGGUUGAAUUGCACCCUGUCUUCUUGGGCGGUAUCAAUGUUGGCUCUGGAAACAAGCCCCCAUGGACUCUGCCAGCCAAGGCUUCCUAUUCCAAGUUCGACUCCGAACGGGCUUGCAAGUACUUUGGCGUUCCACAGAUCAAGACGCCUGACUUUUUCCCAAUCUUGUCAAUUAUGCCACAACGCUGCAUGAUCUACAUCAAGCGCCACUACCCCCAAGAGCGCUAUGAAACCACCUUCCUCUCGCUAUGGGAAUGGAUGUACCACAAAAAUAUCGACAUCAGCAAGCCCGAGAAGCUAGCAGAGCUCCUGAAGUCUCACAACUAUUCCGACCAGGAAAUCAAAGAUAUCCUGGAAUCCGCCAAGAGCCCCGAGUACAAAGAAGCCCUGACCGCUAACACGCAAAAGGCGCUUGAUCAGGGCGCGUAUGGAGCGCCGUGGUUCUGGGUACGAAAUAAGGAGGGCAAGGAAGAGCCUUUCUUUGGAAGUGAUCGGUUCGCGUUUAUGUGGCAGUACUUGGGAAUUCCGUUCCAGGAUGUGACCAUAGUUGAAAAGGCCAAGUUGUAG
Penicillium cataractarum is the source of this 672-nucleotide messenger RNA. Its product is annotated as putative DSBA family oxidoreductase. The record is from RefSeq and is a predicted model, not a curated record. The transcript is spliced from 6 exons. Gene Ontology annotation, molecular function: glutathione peroxidase activity; glutathione transferase activity. Gene Ontology annotation, biological process: glutathione metabolic process. Gene Ontology annotation, cellular component: peroxisome; mitochondrion. NCBI's taxonomy places the organism in Eukaryota, Fungi, Ascomycota, Eurotiomycetes, Eurotiales, Aspergillaceae. The coding region runs from base 1 to 672 and encodes 223 amino acids.